This is a messenger RNA of Ochlerotatus camptorhynchus, 2014 nucleotides long. RefSeq names its product serine/threonine-protein kinase 32B-like. The record is from RefSeq and is a predicted model, not a curated record. Lineage: Eukaryota; Metazoa; Arthropoda; Insecta; Diptera; Culicidae. The coding region runs from base 1 to 1329 and encodes 442 amino acids. Gene Ontology annotation, molecular function: ATP binding; protein kinase activity. Gene Ontology annotation, biological process: protein phosphorylation. The transcript has 8 exons.
AUGAAGAAGGCACAGCUGAUGGUUCGGGAAUUGGUGUGCAUCGUCCAGAAGCGCGACAAUGGCAAUCUCUUCGCCAUGAAAUACGUCAGCCGCAGUGCCUGCAUCGGUCGGGGGGCCCUCGGAGGGGUCCUCAAGGAAGUCGAUCUGCUGGCCACACUGGAACAUCCCUUCCUGGUGAACCUUUGGUUUUCGUUUCAAGACGAGGAGGACUUGUUUAUGGUUUGUGACCUGCUGGCCGGAGGCGAUUUGCGGUAUCACCUAAACCAUCAGGUGGAAUUUUCGGAAGCCAGCGUUGCCUUACUGGUGUGUGAAAUCGGCUCCGCACUGGACUACUUGCAGAAGCACCGAGUAGUGCAUAGGGACAUCAAGCCCGACAACAUACUGCUGGACGAGGAAGGACACGCACAUCUGACCGACUUUAACAUCGCAACCCGGCUGCCACCGGAUGGGUUGGCCUGCAGCAUGUCUGGCACCAAGCCGUACAUGGCCCCGGAGGUUUUCAUGUGUGCCUUAGAGGAGAUCGCCGGUUACAGCUACCCGGUCGACUGGUGGUCACUGGGCAUCGUCGCCUACGAGAUGCGUUCCGGGGUGCGGCCAUUCGUGAUCCACUCGGCGACGCCGCUGGUCGAGGUGAAGAACGUCCUCAUCGCCCAUCCGCUCUUCCCCCGCAACUGGAGCGACAAUUUCAUCGAUCUACUCGCCAAGCUCCUCAACGUCCACCCGGGUGCCCGCAUCAGCAGCCAGCGGGAACUGCAGCAAACCAAGCUCCUCCGGGGAACCAACUUUGAGCGGGUCCUAUCCAAGCAAACGAAUCCCCUCUUCAAGCCGUCGAAAGAUCACCUCAACUGCGAUCCCAGCUUGGAGCUGGAGGAGAUGAUCAUCGAGACGAAACCGCUGCACAAGAAGAAGAAGCGGCUGGCCAAGCAACGGUCAAUCAACCGCGACGGUCAGAAUCCGAACCAGGACCAGCUGAGCCCGUUGGACAGUCAGCUGUUGAAGGAGUUUCUGGUGUACAACCGGUUCAAGGAGCAGAAACGGAAAGCCAUGGAGAAGAAGGAAACCGAAUGGCAGCAGGAGCUGGAUCAGGCAAUGGCCAGUUCGGAAGUGGAGGGAACGCCGGUUGCCAAGUCGGAAUCGGUUGGGACGCGGCUGGCUACGAUUAGCGAGGGAACGGCGAUGGCGACGGUGACGGAGCAAGGAGAAAACGGAGCCUGUCAGGGGGUCAAAGAGAACACCAACGGAAGCAGUGAUGCAAAAAGUGAACCAGCAAAGCAGGCGGAUAGUUUGGAUUACAUUGACAGAACGCCAUCGCCGAAGCCGAGCAUCUAGUAGUAGUGGUGUGAGCUUCGUUGUUUACCGGUGGUGUUUGUAUUCUGGUCGUUCGUGUAUGUAUUAGUCGGAAGGAGCUUUUGACGGCUUUGAUUGUAUUGUGAUAAACCGAAUGUGUAUCUCGUCUUUAGGUUUUGGAUUUUUGCAUAGUUUAUUCAAUGUGUUACCGGAAGAUGUCGUUCAGAGAUAUUGUGUGUUAUUGGUAAAGGUUGCUGAUUUGUUAGCAUUUAAACGGCGUGCAAUAAGAGGUAAGCGUAAACAUUGCACAUUAAUAACGAGACUGAGUACAUUAGUGAGAACAAAAUUAACGUCAGAGUCGGGCAAUCAACAAACAGUUAAACAUGAUUUCCAUUUGGAUAUGAAUAAUUCUCAGUACUUUGUAGCGGAGAACAACAUCCGGCAGUACAGCUAGCAUUUAACAAAAAAUAAUAACAACAACAAUCAUCACCUGCUAGGCCGCUAGUUUGCACACUCUCGCACACACACUUAUACCGAAAUAUUAGUAGAGUGAAUAUUAGUAAAUAGUCUACUGCAUCAAAAUCAAACGAUCGAGUACCGGAGAGAUCAAAGAAGUAGCGGAUAUCAGUGAGGUCAAAUCAGUCAACAUAAAUAGUGAGACAAAAUGACAGUACCGUGUGUAUACCACCGUAGAAAUGUAAACAAACAAUGGCUAACAAUUUGAAUG